Molecule: messenger RNA, 2138 nt
Organism: Pseudo-nitzschia multistriata
Lineage: Eukaryota; Bacillariophyta; Bacillariophyceae; Bacillariales; Bacillariaceae
Source: the annotation of a GenBank genome assembly
UCGUACAGGUACAGUGAGGUACUGUACGUACAAACAAAUUGAAUCAAGGGAAGCUGUGCGUGGACGCGAGGCAAGAGAUUUUUUUAAGCGUCGGACAAAACGGAAAAGAAUGAAGGGAUUGAACAAGUUCGGGAAUGAUGAUAAAGCUAAUGCCUCCACUUUUGUUCUUAUCAUUGUCAUUGCCUUGAACUUGAUUGGAGGGGUUGAGGGGAUGCUUCAACCCCUGAAAUAUGCUGAACCAGAAACUUUGUUCCCUGUCUUGUUCGAAUCAAACCGCGUGCUUGUGGUUCGAAAACCGCACGGAAUCGGCCAUCACGACGAAUCAUCUUCCUUCGCUGCAUUGGAUAACAAAGAUCAACGUCAUGAAGCCUUGAGCACACCAGGAGUUCUUCGACUACUGAGAAGCGAAAGGCAGCGUCAAAGAGAUGAAGAAGGAGAACGAUUGUACGGCGUCCAUCGUCUCGACAAGGUGACGUCGGGGAUUCUGGUGUUKGCCAAGGAUACUUUGACGGCAUCCACACUAUCUGAAUACUUCACKAAGGGGAAAAUUCAGAAGGUUUAUUUUGGUAUGUCGGCAAAGAAACCACAAAAGAAAAAGCAGGGCCUGGUCCAGGGCGGAAUGACACGAUCUCGCAACAAGAGCUGGAAACUUCUACGGAAACCAAAACAUGGCGAAAAGCCACAAAGGAACUUUGCGAAAACACGUUUCUUUACUACCGGCAUUCAAGCGAAUCAAAUAAUUGAUCAAGGAGGAGAUGUAAUCAAUGCGAUGUCAAAAGUCAAGACGGUUGCCAUGUUUCGUCCCUAUACAGGCAGGACGCAUCAACUGAGGGUAGCAGCAAAAGCAAUGGGAAUACCUUUAYUAGGAGAUCCCAUAUACAAGGAUGGCGGCGKWGACAAAAAUAACACUGGCGAAGAUAUAGAGCUUGCUGCUACAAGAACCAUGUUGCAUGCGUCUGGAAUACAUAUUCCAAAAUUUCUAGAUCAAGCAGAAAUAAACGUUUGGUGCUCGCCGACCUUCUUCCAUGAUGUUCAAAGUAUGGAUCAAGCCCUAGAUUGUUCAAAUAUUUCAAGCAAGAAAAUGGCUUCUCUGGCGGACUCAUUGGACGUUGCAGUAUCAAAAUUAAUGACUAAGAACUGCGAUGUUCCGGGAAUUUUWGAAGCCAUGAUGACGCAGCAAUCAAAGAAAAAACAACAUUAGUGUUUCUCUUCAUCAUUCCUAAGACCAAGCAAAUUCCACCAAGCAACUUCCACCAWGAAAUUUCAUCGCCGACGUGAWUAGGCCAAAACAAAGAUCCAAARAGGAGUUUCUUGAAGAGUGCAAAUAAACAAAUGUUAAACCUCAUUGYCAGACUUGUUAUUGUGGUCACUAUCGUCAACCAGCGUCAUUUCUAAGAARUCCAGCAUCUCCCUGACGUACACUGCUUUUGUGGGGAACAUGUGACCCUUUUCGUGAAUUAUUAUUUGGCCAUUCCCUCCAAUCUCGCAUAGCUGCUGGACAGAUUCGACUGGUACCAUUUUGUCGGUCUCACCAGCAAAAUGAAGUUUUGGAAUGCCCUUUCCUCUUUGUCGAACGAGUAGUGAUGAAUUGUCYCCCUCUUCUAGUUCCAUUAUAAAUUGAUUCGCURCAUCGAAKGGUUCCUCUCGAAAUGGUGAGCCCGCUGUCACAACAGCACGAACAGUAGGAAAGGCCCCCAUCAAUACCAUUGCAGUUCCCAACAAUCCGCCUUGGGAAAAUCCAAUCACAGCAUCAUAAUCUUUGCCCUUUGUAGAUUCAAUCACGUAGUCAAAUGCCUCUCUCACAUUUGAUUGAGGUUUACCCGUAGAUUCGUCUCGUAUCCACCAUUCGAGUUGGCGUGGAGGUGGAAGUUGCUGAUUGUUUUCGUCACCACUAUUUUCUACGACUACUUUAAUCUCAAAAGGAGCAUCCAAGAAAUCCAAGUCAUAAAMACGCUGGAGUUUCUUUCGAGCACCGGCAAUUUUGUUUGACAUUAUGUCACCCGAUUGGGAUCUCCCAUGAAGACACAAGAUUUUCUUCUUGCUGACGGCAGCUAUAGAAGUAGUGUCGCUYGACAUCGUACUGCUCCUCGCCGAAAAAGGGGUUUUGUUGUUCGUUGCAAUCAAGGAAAGCGUCUGCC